Messenger RNA from Callorhinus ursinus (northern fur seal), 6919 nucleotides. It is a transcript of the gene ZNF605, whose product is annotated as zinc finger protein 605. NCBI's taxonomy places the organism in Eukaryota, Metazoa, Chordata, Mammalia, Carnivora, Otariidae. The record is from RefSeq and is a predicted model, not a curated record. Gene Ontology annotation, biological process: regulation of DNA-templated transcription.
GCCUGUAGUGGCCGUGAUGAGGCCCUGAGGGAGGCCGUGGAGCAGGGGGCACCGGCCGCCCAAGACGCUGGCGUGUCUUUGAUCAGAGUCAGUGCGAUCUGGGGCUGGGGCCGGGACGAGCGGCCGUUAGCGAGUCGGGGGCGGGGGCUGUGGCGGAGGCCUGGGCUGGAGCGGGCGGCCGGGAUGCGGGUGCGGGAGCCCCUGGAGGCUGCCCUCCGCAGUGUGCCGUCGGGAUGCGGCUUGAGGGCGGCUUUGCCGGAAAACAGGGCCUCUGGUGACCGGUGACUGAGGUGCCUUUGGGUUGGCAAGUGGUAAGGCCUCUGUUUUGGGGGUGUUUAGAGGACUCAGGAUUGGCGGACCGAGGAUUUCGUCGACUGGAAGGCCUGUUGGUUCGUGACCGGGUUGGGUUUCACCUGAGCCCUAGGCUCCUGGGGCGCAGGAAGGUUGAGAAAUCUACCCCCUCCCCGUGUGCUCCAGGAAAGACAUCGCUGCAGAGAACCCCCUUGCCUGGGUGACCCCGUAACACAUGCCCCCUUGUUGGCCUGUGACAAGGCCACAUACCAGUCCUCCCAGCUCGCAUCCUGUGCCUCACCAGCGGCUGGCUGGACUGUAGCGCCUGCUGAUCAACCAGGACAAAAAGCGCGGGUUUGACACGGGGUCUGGAUGCAAGCUGGUGGGUGAUCUAUUUGGGGUUGUGAAUGAGCAGACAGUGGGGGUAGGAAUUGGAGGUAUCAGCCUAUUGGUGUUAAUGUAGAGCUGGUGGCCCUUUUGGGUGUUGAUUAGGAGGACCGUAGGGGUGUUAGUGAAUGGUGGGUGAGCAUGGGGUAGAUUAGAAAAUGGGGUCUCAUGGAAAUGAAUGGUUAGGGCCCCUGUAUGAUUAGGGAUUGGCCAUCCCUUGGGUGUAGUGAUGGAGGCUAGCAAGCCUGAGGGGGCUCUGUGAGAACAGUGACUGGGGCACUUUUAGGGUGAGUGGAUGGGUAACUGUAGGAAGGAGUUGGGAUUCUGUGGGGGUUCUUUGGGACUCUGUGUUUAGGAUUUCACUGACUCCACUUCUAGUCAACAAAUAGAAUAGACUCUGUCAAGAUUAUUGGGUGGGAGUGCGGGGCAUCCAGUGAUGGGGUUUCGUGGCGUCAGUGUUGAGAAGCUUUUGGGAAUCAGUGAUGAGAGGCUGACCAUGGCUGGUGUUUGGGGCUGAGUGAGGAGGAGCCUGGAAUGAUCAGGAAUCAGGGGUCCUGUAGAUACCUGGUUGGGGGUGGGGCUGUGGAGAGACUUUGGAUUUCAUUGAUGGAUACACUCCUGUGUCACCUGGGGGUUGAUGAUUGGGGGCUUUGCUAGAGGAGUCACUGGGGAUGUGCAUGUGUAACUGAAGGUCCAGGAGGGACAGCCUGUAAAGUCAGCAGUCAGGGUCCUGGUGGGAUGAGGGACAAGUGGGGGAAGUGAUAGUGGGGCUUGUGGCGCUCGGUGACUGUGUGGUCUGGAGACUUGUGAGGGCUCUGUUGUGGUCAGUGAAUGAGGGGCUGGAGAAUUCUCAGGUGGUCAGUGUGGGUAAGUGGGAGCCUCUGAGUGCUUAAGUUCCGUCCAUGGGCUGGGGUGGCAGGGGGGUUCAGUCAUUCUGUGGGGACUUAUGUGUGAUUGAGGCUAUCUUUGGUGAUAGGACCUCUGGGAGUUGUGUUUGUAGGUUUGGGUGGGUCCCAGUGAGUGUUGGUCACACAUUGGCUCAGGCAAGACUCUCACAUAGUGACUUCUGUUGAAUGACAUACUCUUUUUUGUUCUUUGGUUCUUCUCACCCAGCACAUCACGUUGUUGGUUUGUGAUGGCUUCUUUUACUGGAAUAUUUCCUUAUGUUCUCAGUGACCCCAUUGGCCCUAAGGUCCUCCCCCUUGCAGGCUGAGUCCCUGUGUCCCCCUCCAACCUUCAGCUCUGUCUAGCUCCAGCCCUCUUGAAUGUAGUGCUCUGUGAUGGGCAUGGUCUUCCCACAGCCUUCCGCUUCCUGCUCACUGUCUGCAGAGGGCAUGGGCUUUGCUAACUGAGCUGUGUAGGGUUCCUGAGCGUGUGGUUUUGAGCGAAGCCUUGUCUCAUCUCUUUCCAGCCCUCAGCCCAACUUGGGGUAGGUUGUAACUGCUUCAAGGGGGCUGGUGUUCUGGCUCUGCUCUUGUUAGCUGCCCUGGGGCAGAACCCGGCAGUUGGCUAACAUCCAGGCAUAAUUUUCUCUCUUCAUUUGUGGCUGACUUUUCACUAUGUCCAUUGGGACAUUGGAGACCCCCUCCCCUGUGCUUGAAUGAAACGGUGCCUUUAGACAAAGAGCUCUUGCUGUCCAUCUUGUACAGGUGCUAUACCCUCUCUUUGUUCAGCUUAUUUUUUGGAAAGGUGCCCGCUGACCUGUCCACCAUGUUCGGGCUUCCUCGCUAGCCUGUUAGCCUGCGGAGACCAAGCUCAGCAGCCAUUCCUGGACCCCAGGUAUGUUCUUAGGAAGGCAGUAACAUCUCUGUGCGAUUUCAUGCCUCUGAAGUCCCUGGCUCUUGUCUCCUCUCUGGUUGAAUGUAAGUGACCUGGUCCAUGAGCAGUGAAGGAAUUCAAGGUGCCAUGGCUGAGGAACAAGAAAACUCAUGUGAGAUAAGAAAGAAGAGGCCUCAGGACUAGGGGUGCUCUCUUAGUUUACAGACAUUUGACCAGAAGCCUCUCUCCAGAGGAUCAGGACAGAGAGAAGUCACAGAACGGAGCCGAUUUUCCAAGCCGCAGAAAAUGAUCAAGUCACAGAUCUCCUUUGAGGAUGUGGCUGUGGGCUUCACGUCGGAGGAGUGGCAGCUACUUAACCCUUCUCAGAAGAGCUUGUACAGAGAGGUGAUGUUGGAGAACUACAGCAAUCUAGUUUUCUUGGGUUAUCAAAUUAUCAAACCUGAUGCAAUUUUCAAGCUGGAGCACGAAGAGCCGUGGAUAAUAGAUGAAGAAGUUCUAAGUCAGAACUUUUCAGAAGAAGUCUGGCUAGAUAACAGUCUCAAAAUGUGGCACCAGGAUAAUCAAGACAAGCUUAGAAGUAUGGAGAGAGGCCAUGAAUAUGAUGUUUUUAGGAAAAUAUUUCAUUCAAGCAUUAACUUUGUUCAUUUAGGAAUGAGACCCCAUAAAUGUGGCACAGGUGAAAAAAGUCCGAAACAUCCUUUUGAGUUUCUUAUUCCAAAAAAUAACCGUAGAAGAAAGAAACUUGAUGAGCUCAAUAAGAAAUAUUUAUUGUAUGUCAAAGCUGAUAGAACCCAUGGUGAAAGGCCAUACUGUGAUUGCAGUAAAUGUAGGAAGGCUAGCAGGACAGGGUCGUGGCCCAUUGCAAACCGUAGAACGCACACAGGAGUCCAUUUAUGCUUGGAGUGCGGCAGCAUUUUCAGUAAGAAGUCACAGUUCAUCAUACACCAGCGGACGCACACAGGAGAGAAGCCCUACGGUUGCAGCGAAUGUGGGAAAGCCUUCUCCCAGAAGUCACUGCUCACUAUUCAUCAGAGGACUCAUUCAGGAGAAAAACCAUAUGGAUGUGGUGAAUGUCAGAAAGCUUUCAGUAGGAAGUCCCUGCUCAUUUUACACCAGAGGACGCACACAGGAGAGAAGCCCUAUGGAUGCAGUGAGUGUGGGAAAGCCUUCAGCAGGAAGUCGCAGCUCAAGAGACAUCAGAGAACCCAUACAGUCGAGAAGCCCUACGGCUGCAGUGACUGUGGGAAAGCCUUCUCCCAGAAGUUAAAGCUCAUUACCCAUCAGAGAACCCACACAGGGGAGAAGCCCUAUAAGUGUAGUGAUUGUGGGAAAGCCUUUUUCUGGAAGUCACAGCUGAUUACUCAUCAGAGGACUCACACGGGGAAAAAACCAUACGCAUGUAACGAGUGCACAAAAGCCUUCAGCAGGAACUCGCUGCUCAUCAGACAUCAGAGGAUCCACACGGGGGAAAAACCCUAUGAGUGCAGCGAGUGUGGGGAAGCCUUCAUCAGAAAGCCACAGCUUAUCAAGCAUCAACUAACUCACACGGGAGAGAAGAACUACCAGUGCGCUGAUUGUGAAGAAGCAUUCUUUAAGAAGUCAGAGCUAAUCAGACAUCAGAAGACUCACUUAGGGGAGAAACCCUACGGAUGCGUUGAAUGUGGAAAAACCUUCUUUGGGAAGUCACAGCUCCUAACACAUCAGAGAACUCACACUGGAGAGAAACCGUAUGAAUGCAGUGAGUGUGGGAAAGCCUUCACCCAGAAGUCAAGCCUGAUUUCACACCAGAGGACACACACAGGGGAGAAGCCCUAUGAGUGCACAGAGUGUGGGAAGACCUUCAGUGAGAAAUCAAGCCUCAUUCAUCACCAGAGAACCCAUACUGGAGAGAAACCCUUCGAAUGUAGUGAGUGUAGGAAGGCUUUUGCCUGGAAGCCACAGCUUCUUAGGCAUCAAAGAAUUCAUACAGGGGAGAAACCCUAUGAAUGCAGUGAGUGUGGGAAGGCCUUUGUUCAGAAAGUGCAGCUCAUUAAGCAUCAGAGAAAUCACACAGGAGAGAAAACCUAUGGAUGCAGUGAUUGUGCAAAAGCCUUCUUUGAGAAGGCACAGCUUGUUAUCCAUCAGAGAAUUCACACAGGAGAGAGACCCUAUAAAUGUGGUGAAUGUGGGAAGUCUUUCACUAGAAAGUCUCACCUUAUGAGGCAUCAGAGAAUUCAUACAGGAGAUAAAUACUAUGGGUGCAGUGAGUGUGGGACUGCUUUCAGCAGGAAGUCGCAGCUCAUGAUUCAUGAACAAACUCAUGUUGGAUUAAAAUACUAUGAAUGUAGUGAAUGUGGAAAAGUCAUCAGCAAGAAGUCACGACUCAUUGUCCAUCAGAGAACACACACAGGAGAGAAACCAUUCAAAUGCAGUGGAUGUGGCAAAGCCUUUUCCCAGAAGUCACACCUUGUUACACAUCAGACAGUUCACACGGGAGAAAAACUUUAUGGAUGUGAGUGUGGGAAGGCCUUCUCUAGAAAGUCACACCUUAUCACACAUCAGAGAACUCACACGGGAGAGAAACCGUAUGAAUGCAGCGACUGUGGGAAAGUGUUCUCUCAGACAUCACAGCUCAUCAUUCAUCAGCGAAGUCACACGGGAGAGAAACCCUAUGCCUGUGGUGAAUGUGGGAAAGCCUUCAGUGGGAAAUCACAACUUAUUACUCAUAAGAGAACCCAUAUAGAUGAAAAGCCCAACAAAUGCAGUGAAUGUGGCAAAGCCUUCAGAGAGAAGUCAAGUCUCAAUAAACAUCAGAGAAUUCAUUCAGGAGAGAAACCCUAUGGAUGCAGUGAGUGUGGGAAAGCCUUCAGUGGGAAGUCACUGCUCAUUAGACAUCAGAAAACUCAUUCAGGAGAAAAGCCCUAUGGAUGCAAUGAGUGUACAAAAGCAUUUAUUUGGAAGUCACAGCUCAUCAUACACCAGCGGACUCACACAGGAGAGAAGCCCUAUGGGUGUGGUGAAUGCGGGAAGGCCUUCUCCCAGAAGUCACACCUCAUCAUACAUCAGAGAACUCAUAGAACAGAAACCCUAGAAACAGAGUGAAUGUGAGAAACUUUGAAGAAAAUAAUCGCCCUUCUCUCUACAUCCUAAAACGCAUUUAUAGAAAUUCCCUGAAGGCCGUGAGUAUAGGAAAGUCAUUGGCAGGAAGUUCUACUUCCUUAAACAUCAGAAUGCCAAAUGGGAGAGUGGGCCUAUGUGUGCAGUGAACGCGGCAAAGACUGUAGAAAAAAGCACUCAGCAAAUAGUCUAGUCUCGUUGUAAAUCAAAUUAUUCAUAUUGAGGACAAAAAUAAUGAUUUAAAAGAAUAUAGAAAAACUUUGUCCAUAGAAACGUUAAAAAAAUCAAUUUCCAACUCUGGUAUUGCAUCUUUUAAAGAAAAGGUUAUUCAAUUUUAAAUAAUAAGCAUAUGAAACCUUAAAGAUAUGUAUCUGUACAUAUAAAUAUAUAUAAAUAUAUAUAUAUGUUCAUAAUGAUGACAGCCAAGUAAAAAGCCUGCUGCUUCAGAGGAACAUAGGGCUUAUAUUCCUGAGUAUGCCUACAUGUUAUAAAUUUAUAUAUUUUCAUAGCACAUGUGAAGUUAAUCUGUGAACAUGGUGUAUGUCAUGUUUAUGACGCAGCAUCUGUCAAGAGUGCUACACAGUGGAUACGUUUGUUUGUACCAUAAUGGUAGAAGAUAAGCUGCACCAAAUGAUGUAUUUAUUAUUUAACAAACAGUUUAAGAUAUAUUGCCAGAUAUUUUUGGCACACGUAAAUGAGUUUGAGAGCUCUUACCUGCUCUGCCUUCAGUAGUAGAAGCUGGACUUUUUCAGUAAAGUUGUCUGCCUCCUCUGCGUCACCAGUUUAUAUACAGAACUGUUGUUCAUAUUAGACAUGCAAAGGCAAGAAUACACGUUAACAUAUAACUGAGUGAGCAACAGAAAAGCCCUGAAUUGCAUCACUCAUCAUCUAAAUAUAUGAGAAAUGGGGUUUGAGAAAAUAAAAGACCCACAAAGCAUAUCCUCCUGUUAUUUUCUCAGUGGGAUUUCUGUACAGAUUAGUUGUACAUGGGUUGAAUAUAAUAGAUCCAAGAAACUGUAUUUUAGGUUAAUAUGUUAAGACAUCAUGUAAUACUGUUCUCUGUAUCAAUCUUUUAAUGUUUUCCUAAAGUACUUUGCAAAUAAUUAGAAGAAACUCUAUUUAAAAAAAAACAUGUAGUUCUGUAAGGUUACAUGCAGAGACUUUUUGCUAGGAGAAUUAGGAUUUUUGAUAAUUUGAUUCAGACAUCUUGUACAGAUGAGGCUUUAGAAAUCAAGUUACCUUAUUGUUUGUAAAAGAAAUUUUUAAUGUACAAGAGACCUUGCAAUGCACAAGGUAUUAUCUUGCUUUUAAAUAUGCCAACUUUAAGUUUAAUUUUUAAAUAACGUGUCUUGAAAAUGCCAAAACC